Saccoglossus kowalevskii is the source of this 538-nucleotide messenger RNA. RefSeq names its product prolow-density lipoprotein receptor-related protein 1-like. Lineage: Eukaryota; Metazoa; Hemichordata; Enteropneusta; Harrimaniidae. The record is from RefSeq and is a predicted model, not a curated record.
AUGUAUGAAGAUUGUAUUACUUUCUCAGACACGUGUCCUGAUGAUAAAUUCCAGUGCAAAGGAGGAUGGUGUGUUGACAUAGAUAAUCUUUGUAACGGUUGGAAUGACUGCGGAGAUAAGUCCGACGAAGAGAACUGCACAGAAUUGUGUCCUGCCCAAUACCAAUGCGCAUCUGGUGUAUUUUCGGGUGGUAACACGCCUGCGAAAUGUAUACCACUUUAUGAGAAAUGCGACAAAUUUGUUGACUGUAGUGGUGGCGAUGAUGAAGAGAACUGUGAUUAUGACACGUGUCCUGAUGAUAAAUUCCAGUGCAAAGGAGGAUGGUGUGUUGACAUAGAUAAUCUUUGUAACGGUUGGAAUGACUGCGGAGAUAAGUCCGACGAAGAGAACUGCACAGAAUUGUGUCCUGCUCAAUACCAAUGCGCAUCUGGUGUAUUUUUGGAUGGUAACACGCCUGCGAAAUGUAUACCACUUUAUGAGAAAUGCGACAAAUUUGUUGACUGUAGUGGUGGCGAUGAUGAACAGAACUGUGAUUAUG